AUGUGCGGCAGGGCCCGGUGCACCCUCAGCCCGGCCCAGGUUGCCAGGGCCUUCGGCUUCCCCACCACCUCCGCCAACGCGGGCGGCGGUGGAGACGGCCCCGCUGUGCCGACGAUCCAUCUUGACCGGUUCCGGCCGUCGUACAACGUGUUGCCUGGGGCGUACCUGCCUGUGGGCGCCGUGCGGGCACGACCAGGCUGCGGCGACGGAGGACGGGGUGCGGAUGGGGAGGGGCCGGUGAUCCAGUGCAUGAAGUGGGGGCUGGUGCCCAGCUUCACCAGCAAGACCGAGAAACCCGACCAUUUCAGGAUGUUCAAUGCCAGAUCAGAGUCUGUAAAAGAAAAGGUUUCAUUCCGUCGACUAAUUCAAAAGAAUAGGUGCCUUGCUGCAGUAGAAGGGUUUUAUGAGUGGAAAAAGAAUGGAUCAAAAAAACAGCCAUACUACAUACAUUUUCAAGAUCAUAGGCCUCUUGUCUUUGCAGCCUUGUAUGAUACGUGGACAAAUCCAGAAGGAGAGAUCAACCAUACAUUCACUAUUUUGACUACACGUGCCUCAACUUCUCUAAACUGGCUUCAUGAUAGAAUGCCUGUUAUCUUAGGCAGUAAGGACUCUGUUAAUGCUUGGUUAAAUGAUGCUUCUGUAAAACUUGAAGAAAUUACUGCACCCUACGAAGGAGCUGAUCUGGUUUGGUAUCCAGUGACAUUCGCAAUGGGUAAAACAUCAUUUGAUGGACCUGAGUGCAUCAAAGAGGUACACAUCGGACCUACUGAUAAGCCUAUUUCAAAAUUCUUCGCCAAGAAAUCGACUGCCUACGGCCAAUCAGGGAAGCAUGAGAAGAUGUCACGGGAGCUUUCAGGAACACUUGCUUACAAAGCAGCAAAAGCCGAAUGUGAUGAAUCAGUACAAAAUCAACCAGAGGACGUCAACCAACAACAGUCCCGAGAGAAGCAAACUACUAAUAGUACUGUAAAAGAUGAACCUGUCACCUUGGAACCACAAGUUCUCCAGAAACUGUGGAGCAUCAAGCAUGAAGAUACUAUGACUCUGACUGAUGCUACUAUGAAAAAACAAGGUGAUUUGGGAUUCAAGAGAAAGAUCAAGGAUAUUGAAGUUGAAGCUGACAUGAAGCCCUCUCAGCCUACCAAGAAGGAAAAAGCGGUAAAAGCAGCUUUGGAUGGGCAGGCAUCGUUGCUUUCAUAUUUCGCAAGGAAGUAG
Molecule: messenger RNA, 1215 nt
Organism: Miscanthus lutarioriparius
Lineage: Eukaryota; Viridiplantae; Streptophyta; Magnoliopsida; Poales; Poaceae
Source: the annotation of a GenBank genome assembly